This is a messenger RNA of Psilocybe cubensis, 531 nucleotides long. RefSeq lists its product as uncharacterized. The record is from RefSeq and is a predicted model, not a curated record. The transcript has 2 exons. NCBI's taxonomy places the organism in Eukaryota, Fungi, Basidiomycota, Agaricomycetes, Agaricales, Agrocybaceae. Bases 1 to 531 code for a protein of 176 amino acids.
AUGCCCUACCCUCCAGCAAUCCUGUCGAUGGCGCAGAAUAUGGCCUUGGUGGAAGGGUUGAAUUCGGAUCCACACGAGAACGAAUAUGCCAUGAUAUGGAAUUCCAUUCUAACUCACCACUUCCCGCUUCACGAGAACUACGGUGUGGCCCCUCAGAUAUCCAAGCUAUCUUCUGGGAAGGAUCCCGUCAUCUACACAGUGGCGAAAGUCUGGCCAGGCCGAAAAGAGCAGACCUUUCUCGUCGCUGGUUUCAAGAAAGCUUCGGAGGAGACGAAAAUGGGAAAAGAGAGUUUGAAGCGGGUGCUGCGGGAAAUCAUAGAGCACCUGUUUGAGACGACUGACGUCACCAAAAUAUAUGGUUUGGGCGGGAUUGGGCUUUGCUGGACGGUGUUCAGGAUGGAGAAGGCCAACUUUCGUGCCCAUGAGCCUGAGAUACUAAUUCCCUGGAAAUCCAAUAUCACUUCGGCUCGAGCGUUUAAUGACCUUAGUGAGGUCGUAGAGGAUAUGCAUGAUCUGGCGGGACAGCUUUGA